Penicillium diatomitis is the source of this 1242-nucleotide messenger RNA. RefSeq lists its product as uncharacterized. The coding region runs from base 1 to 1242 and encodes 413 amino acids. The transcript is spliced from 4 exons. Lineage: Eukaryota; Fungi; Ascomycota; Eurotiomycetes; Eurotiales; Aspergillaceae. The record is from RefSeq and is a predicted model, not a curated record.
AUGGCUAAGCGUGGUGGUCAGCACCGAGGUCCCGCCAAGCAGAAGGGCAACCGGAAGGGCGGACGGAAAGAUGCCCCGAAGGACGUCCCGAAGGACACUCCGGAAGACAAGCCGGAAGAUCAGACAGAGGACCAACGUCAUGAGGGUCCUGAAGAUGCCGAGUCGAGCCCACGCCAGGCAGACUCUGUUGCCCCCCGCCCCCCCACCGACUCGAAUAACGGAGAUGCCGUGGCCAGCGCCCUCCGGUGUUUGACCUUCCUGUCGCUCUACAUGAAGAUCGUUCAUGUAUGGGCCUUCACGGCCUUGAUGGUCAUUCUCCCCGCUUGCCACGACCAGGAGCAGGCUUACAGUACCACAUGCUACCGAUACAGCUGUGGUUGUAGCCUGUUCUAUCCUGCGUGGGCACUGGUCGCCUGGUUCAUCUUGAGCCCGCCCCAACAACCGGUGCACCCCAGACUCUUCGACUGGAUGAACUCUGGGAGCACCACGGCGGCGCUUACAGAUGUUCUCAUCAGCAUCUUUCUGGCAUGGGCUUUCAACGGCCAGGGUGGAUUCGGGUGGUUGGGCCACAUGGUUGGCACGGCGGAUUUGAACGUCCGGGGUGCGCAUUCCACGGCUGUUCAUGGACAGGUCUGGAUCUGGUCUUUGCGAGUAUACCUUUUUUGUUUCGCAAGAAUGGUAUGGUUGCGAGUCCUGGCCACACCACUGGACAUGUACAGGGUGUGCGUAACUGCAGCACGCACCGGCUUCAUCUCCGGGAUCAUCAUCUGGGCUGCGGCGAUUUGGGCCCUGCGGGCAUGCACAAGCGCGUCUGUUUCCUCCUCCGAGACGGUCUCUGUGUGGUCCUCCCGGCUCACGUUACUCGCGGGAGCAAUGAUCAGCGCCAGCGUGAUCAUCGAAAUGAUCCGGUACCACCUUCCCCGACCUGUCCGCAGACAACUCGCUCGCUUUCCACUUACGCGAGUUGUCUUGUUCGCCAUCCUCGCCGCUGCCGGUCUGAUGCAGUGGAUGAUGCUUGGCGGCGUCCGCAGAAGAAGGAUGAUGCUCGGUCGUUUGACCCUCACCGUGCGGACGUGGCUGAAUGAAGGAUGGCCCGGUUUGAUAGGCCGCCAUUUCGAUCUCGUUGGUAGGGCCCUCUGGCUUGGACUGUCGUUGUGGGGAUACUGCCUGGUCCUGAUAUGCAUCUACUGCAUGUCAGACAUGAUCUUCCACUUGUUUCGGAGACACGUUCUGAAUGGAUGA